Saccharomyces eubayanus is the source of this 1641-nucleotide messenger RNA. RefSeq names its product chaperonin-containing T-complex subunit CCT6 (gene CCT6). The record is from RefSeq and is a predicted model, not a curated record. The transcript has a single exon. Gene Ontology annotation, molecular function: ATP hydrolysis activity; ATP binding; ATP-dependent protein folding chaperone. NCBI's taxonomy places the organism in Eukaryota, Fungi, Ascomycota, Saccharomycetes, Saccharomycetales, Saccharomycetaceae. Gene Ontology annotation, cellular component: chaperonin-containing T-complex. Gene Ontology annotation, biological process: protein folding. The coding region runs from base 1 to 1641 and encodes 546 amino acids.
AUGUCGUUGCAAUUGCUGAAUCCCAAGGCCGAGUCGCUGAGAAGAGAUGCCGCGUUGAAGGUGAACGUCACCUCUGCCGAGGGUCUGCAGUCCGUGUUGGAGACCAACCUGGGCCCAAAGGGUACGCUGAAGAUGCUUGUAGACGGGGCGGGCAAUAUUAAGUUGACCAAGGACGGUAAAGUGCUGCUAACCGAAAUGCAGAUCCAAUCGCCCACGGCCGUGCUGAUCGCACGGGCCGCGGCCGCCCAGGACGAGAUUACCGGUGAUGGGACGACCACCGUGGUGUGUUUGGUGGGCGAGUUGCUCAGACAGGCGCACCGGUUCAUCCAGGAGGGUGUUCACCCACGUAUCAUUACUGAUGGGUUUGAGAUCGCGCGGAAGGAGUCGAUGAAGUUUCUAGAUGAGUUCAAGAUCAGCAAGGCGGAUCUCCCCAACGACAGAGAGUUUUUGCUACAGGUGGCUCGUUCUUCGCUAUUGACCAAGGUAGACGCGGAUUUGAGUGAAGUGUUGACCCCGAUUGUUACGGACGCCGUGCUUAGCGUUCACGACGUGGAGGCGGACAACCUGGACUUGCACAUGGUGGAGAUAAUGCAGAUGCAGCACUUGUCGCCCAAGGACACCACUUUUGUCAAAGGCCUGGUCCUCGACCACGGUGGUAGGCAUCCGGACAUGCCCAGCCGCGUGGAGAACGCGCACAUUUUGAUUUUAAACGUGUCAUUAGAGUAUGAGAAGACCGAGAUCAACUCGGGCUUCUUCUACAGUUCCGCGGACCAGAGAGACAAGCUGGCCGCCAGCGAAAGAAGAUUUGUGGACGCCAAGUUGAAGAAGAUCAUCGACUUGAAAAACGAGGUCUGCGGCAUGGACCCGCACAAGGGCUUCGUCAUCAUUAACCAGAAGGGUAUCGACCCCAUGUCGCUGGACGUCCUUGCCAAGCAUAACAUCCUGGCUUUGAGAAGAGCCAAGAGACGUAACAUGGAAAGACUGCAAUUGGUCACCGGCGGGGAAGCACAGAACUCCGUCGAGGAUUUGUCGCCUCAGAUCCUCGGGUUCUCCGGCCUGGUCUACCAAAAGACCAUCGGUGAGGAGAAGUUCACAUACGUCACGGAAAACACCGACCCUAAGUCUUGUACCAUCUUGAUCAAGGGUUCCACUCACUACGCUCUUGCUCAGACCAAAGACGCCGUGAGAGACGGGUUGAGAGCCGUGGCAAACGUCCUCAAGGACAAAAACAUCAUCCCCGGUGCCGGUGCAUUCUACAUCGCACUGGCAAGACACUUGAAGUCCGCUAACAUGAACAAACUUGGCGCCAAGGGUAAGACAAAGACCGGUAUCGAAGCCUUUGCGGAGGCCAUGCUUGUGAUCCCAAAGACGUUGGUGAAAAACUCCGGGUUCGACCCAUUGGACGUCCUUGCCAUGGUGGAGGACGAGUUGGACGACGCCCAGGACUCUGACGAAACAAGGUACGUUGGUGUAGACCUAAACAUAGGUGACUCGUGCGACCCCACUAUCGAAGGCAUCUGGGACUCCUACCGUGUCCUAAGAAACGCAAUCACGGGGGCCACAGGUAUUGCAAGUAACCUACUAUUAUGUGAUGAGUUGUUAAGGGCUGGUAGAUCCACUUUGAGAGAAGGUCCUCAGUAA